UUCUUUAUCCAAAAUUUACCAACAAUGGUGGAUACUAAACCAUUGCUUCCAGCAUCCAACUCCGAUGGGUCUUAUCUAACAGGCUCUCGUGUAAAUAUCCUGAAACCCAUCAAAGUUUAUCUUACAAUCUUUUGUGGGUUGUUGGCGGUCGGCUUGUUCGCGGCAUUGUUGAUAGGAAACUAUUGGUCUGAUCAUGCUCGUAUACAUGGCUCAUUGGCUACGUCAACCUCUAAGAGAACUCAUCCUUUACGUCCUGUAUCACGUGGCCCGGCUCAAGGAGUUUCGGAGAAAACGAGCGGGAUUUGGGCCGGCGUAUCACGUGGCCCGACUCAAGGAGUAUCAGAGAAAACGAACAGGGUUAGGGCUGGCGUCCCCUGGAAUAUCUUGCCGGAACCAUGGAACAGUACCAUGUUGGAAUGGCAAAGAACCGCUUUUCAUUUUCAACCUGAAAAGAAUUGGAUGAAUGAUCCAAACGGUCCACUGUUCUAUAAUGGAUGGUAUCAUUUCUUCUACCAGUACAAUCCCAAUGGUGCUGUUUGGGGUGACAUUGUUUGGGGCCAUGCGGUGUCGAAAGACUUAAUUAAUUGGUUCCACCUCCCAUUGGCAAUGGUUGCUGACCAAUGGUACGACAAAAAUGGCGUCUGGACCGGUUCUGCCACCAUCCUUCCUGAUGGAAAAAUUGUGAUGCUAUACACAGGAUCCACCACGGAGGCUGUUCAGGUUCAAAACCUUGCUUUUCCUGCUAAUCACUCCGACCCUUUUCUCAUCGAUUGGGUCAAGUACCAUGGGAACCCGGUUCUAGUUCCACCCCCAGGCAUCUAUAAAAAGGAUUUCCGUGAUCCAACCACUGCCUGGUUGACCUCUGAAGGGAAAUGGCGCAUUACCAUAGGGUCCAAGAGAGAUAAAACCGGCAUAUCUUUGGUAUAUGAUACCAAGGACUUCAUAAACUAUGAGAUGUUAGAGGGGGAACUUCAUGCAGUGUCCGGCACUGGCAUGUGGGAGUGUGUGGAUUUCUUCCCUGUUUCUAAAACAGAAGAGAAGGGCUUGGACACAUCUAUCAAUGGACCCGAAGUUAAGCAUGUGGUGAAGGUAAGCCUGGAUGAUGACAGGCAUGAUUACUAUGCUCUUGGGACGUAUCAUGAGAAGAAUGGUUCAUGGAUUCCUGAUCUACCUGAAAUCGAUGUUGGCAUCGGAAUAAGGUAUGAUUAUGGAAUAUUUUAUGCUUCCAAGACUUUCUAUGAUCAGAACAAAAACAGAAGAGUUUUGUGGGGUUGGAUAGGGGAAGGUGAUAGUGAAGCCGCGGAUAUGGAGAAAGGAUGGGCAUCGCUUCAGAGCAUACCAAGGACGAUAUUGUUUGACAAUAAUACUGGUACUAAUUUGCUUCAAUGGCCAGUGGAAGAAAUAGAGAGCUUAAGGUUGAACAGCACCGAAUUUGAAAAGGUUGAAGUCAAGGCAGGAUCAGUUGUUCCUCUUGAUGUCGGUCCAGGCUCACAGUUGGAUAUCAUAGCCGAGUUUGAGAUGGAUAAAGAAGCUUUGAAGAAAGCAACCGGAUCCAAUAUAACAUUCAGCUGCCAAACCGGCGGUGGAGCUGCCAAAAGUGGUGCACUGGGACCAUUUGGUAUUUUGGUGCUUGCAGAUGAGAGCCUCAGUGAGCAAACUCCGGUGUACUUCUACAUCGCCAAAGAUUCAGAUGGCGAUCUCAAGACCUUCUUCUGCACCGAUCUGUCUCGAUCAUCUAAAGCACCCGAUGUUGAUAAACAAAUUUUUGGGAGCUACGUUCCAGUACUCAAAGACGAAAACUUAUCCCUCAGAGUAUUGGUGGAUCAUUCGAUUGUGGAAAGCUUUGCACAAGGUGGAAGAACAGUGAUCACAUCUCGGAUUUAUCCAACAGAAGCAAUCAAUGGAGCAAGUAGAGUGUUUUUAUUCAACAAUGCUACUGAGACCUGUGUUAUUGCUUCCGUUAAGAUCUGGCAAAUGGACUCUGCUUUCAUUCGGCCUUAUUCAGAUGAUGAUGAUAAAGAUGAUGACGACCGGAAAUCCUCUGCGCCCUGUCUCCUUUUGUGCCCUAUCAAUUAUAUAGUGUCAUGUGUCACUUGUCUUUACUUCAUAUAUCUCGUUUCAAAACUUAGUUAGUGGGAGUCAGGGUUAGAUUUUCAUAGAUAUGGGUUCCUAGAUGACAAGAAGUUCUAAAGGACCAAAAAAGGAAAUGCCUUGAUCCGUACCCAAAUUAAUUAAAUUUUUUGCACUUCUUCUACCAAAUAAUAUGUCAUCCCAUCACCUUAAUGCAUUAGAUGUAGUUAGGGAAGAACGUGCAGACAUUCAUGGGGAAGAUCAUCUGCAUC
Molecule: messenger RNA, 2342 nt
Organism: Gossypium raimondii (Peruvian cotton)
Lineage: Eukaryota; Viridiplantae; Streptophyta; Magnoliopsida; Malvales; Malvaceae
Product: acid beta-fructofuranosidase 2, vacuolar
Exons: 7
Coding region: 25-2133 (702 amino acids)
Biological process (GO): carbohydrate metabolic process
Molecular function (GO): beta-fructofuranosidase activity
Source: RefSeq, a predicted model, not a curated record